Westerdykella ornata is the source of this 2270-nucleotide messenger RNA. RefSeq lists its product as uncharacterized. NCBI's taxonomy places the organism in Eukaryota, Fungi, Ascomycota, Dothideomycetes, Pleosporales, Sporormiaceae. The record is from RefSeq and is a predicted model, not a curated record. Bases 36 to 2054 code for a protein of 672 amino acids. The transcript is spliced from 3 exons.
CCGAUUUGAACCACUGGGGGCAGGAGAGAGUGGCGAUGGGACAAGGCGUGGAUGGCGAUUCCCGGUGGAGAGCUCAGGCGUGCACGAGAGGGCGAGGGAGGAGGAGUACCGAGUCAGCGUGGCCGUGGGGUCGGGCCAGCGAGGGAGAUGGAGGGUUCUCGAGACGGGGCGAAUUGUUGUGGAUGACAGCUGCAACGGGCGUCCCUUGCAUCAACCAGAGGAGAGCAAGCCAGCACGGCGGCGACAAGAUGUGGGCAGUUGUCGAGUCGUGGGAGACGAAGGCAAAGAAAGGCAGACGGACGGAGGAGUGGUGCGGUCGCAACGGGGAACUCGGGGGAGAGAAAUCUAUGGGGCAGCCCCCGUUCGUUAUUGGCGCACGCAGCGAUGCCCAGCGACAAGCAACAAAGCAGCAGCGGGAAAGAAAAGAGGGUUUGGUGGCGGCCUUGCGGCAUGCACGUGGGAAAUCGUGGCCAAGACCCGUGGGAACCCCGUGGAGCCCCGUCGCCUAUCUCAUAUACUCGCACGUCUUCUCCCUGCCCGACCCGCGCGGCGACCGCGCCCUCCGCCUCGAACGCCGGCACAUCAAGCACCUCGCCUGCGUCUCGCCCGCCACGGUCCUCCUCCUCCUGCACCACGAGCCCUUGCUCCUCAACCGGCAGAUUGCGGCCGAGGCGCUCGAGACGCUGUUCAAACGGCACACGGUGUUUCUCAGCUGCGGGCCCUGGGUGCUGCGGACGUUUCUGCAGCGGGUGGAGCAGCAUCGUGGUAGCGGCGGCAUCGGCAACGAUGACGGGAAUACCGAGGAAGGGAGAAAGUGGCUGCGGUGGUUGAAGAAGAUAGAACUUGAUUGGGUGACGUUUCCGAAUAUGCGGAACUACCCUCCGGAACGGGAGCCGUCGUCCGGCGGGAAUGCCGCUUUGGAGACGGACGAGUGGUGGUGGGAGCGGGAUGGACAGGAUAUAGAUUUGCAAUAUGUCAGCGGGUAUGAGGGCGACAUGGAGUCCGAGAGAAGAAGGGAGAGAGAGCGGGAAAGAGCCAGGAAAGGGUGGGGCAGGAGAGUGCAAUACCAGCGAGGUCACAGUCAGGGCAGUCAGGGCAAUCAGGGGUAUGAAGGAUACAGCUACGACGAAUAUGACCACGAGGGUUCGGCCUACAACGACAACUUCUACGGUGCCGAGGAUGACACGCUCUAUCCCAGCUUCCCACCGCUGGAAAUCAGACGGCGACGUGCGCAGCAUUACGUGCCCGCCGUCGAAGACGAUCCUUUUGGCUUCGGCUCGCACUACCCCUUCGCGCUUCCGACACAACCAGCAAACGACACCAACAACGACGACGACGACGAGAACAGCGACGGGCAAGUCCUCGACCCCCAGGACGACGUCUCCACCAAACUCAACCUCCUCAUCGACCUGGAAGUCGUCCCGCUCUUCACCUACCUCUCCACUCCAACCGUCUUCCCCGCCCUCCAAAGUAUCAGUUUGCCGCUGUUCUUCAUCUCGAAGCGCGCCUUCCAGAGACGCACGGAUGCGAGGGGUCCUGGUUAUGCGCUGCCACUCAAGCUGAGGUAUUGGGUCAAGGUGCUGGUGGAGGCGGUGACGAUGUUGGUGGCUUCGUCUAGCUCGGAUGCUACCCCUGAAGAGAACAAGAAGAGGAAUGGGGAUGGGGAGGGCAAGGGAAAAGAGGAGGGGCCGAGGCUGGAGGAAGUCCUGAUCAAGUACCGUCCUUGGGAUAUCUGGGCGUCCAUGGAUCCUUCGGACGACCUUGCGCAGAUGGUAGAGAAGGGUAUAUGGUUUCGCGACGACAGUGGUGGUGACAACGGCGAGCAAGCCGAUCAGGAAGGAGGAGAUGCUCCGAGGAGAGGGAGUUGGGAAGGAGAGGGCGAGUCGUUCAGGGCUGUGUGGCAUGCUCUGUCCCAAAGAGGCGUAGACGUCUACCGCGGAGGUUGGGAUGGCGGAAGGCUGCUAGAUGCGAGCAUGAGAUAUGUGAGGUGGGAUGGGGAUCUAGGGUAUCGGGUCGGAGACGAGUUGGAAGUUGUGUUGACUAGGCGGGGGUAAGGCAAAGGCAGCUAGGCCAUCUACAAGAAAUGCCGGAGGUUGGUUCGUAAGUAUCUGUCCGAUGUUGGAUAGCAUGGCAGACAGGUGCAUUUUCGUUUGAGAAACGGUUGCGAGAUGACCGUAUUGCAUGCCUUGGUGCUGGGAAGGCACACGUAAAGCACUAUCAUGUACUCUAACUGAACCGCUCCCAGAGUUGAAUGAAUUAUACAAUAUCGC